Messenger RNA from Cloeon dipterum, 1831 nucleotides. It is a transcript of the gene barc, whose product is annotated as RRM1_TatSF1_like and RRM2_TatSF1_like domain-containing protein barc. The transcript is spliced from 6 exons. The coding region runs from base 80 to 1510 and encodes 476 amino acids. Gene Ontology annotation, molecular function: RNA binding. The record is from RefSeq and is a predicted model, not a curated record. Gene Ontology annotation, cellular component: U2-type spliceosomal complex; U2 snRNP. Gene Ontology annotation, biological process: mRNA splicing, via spliceosome. NCBI's taxonomy places the organism in Eukaryota, Metazoa, Arthropoda, Insecta, Ephemeroptera, Baetidae.
UGGAGCAUGAGUAAACAGACACAAAACCUUUACCAGACUUGCGCUGAACGCCGGGAAUAUUUACUAAUUUCGGUCUGCAAUGGACGGGAAAGAUUAUGAAUUCGACGGUGAAACGUACGUUUAUACGGACAAGGAAAGCGGCGUCCGGUACAGAUGGAAUCAAGCCGAAAACAAGUGGAUGAAUGCCGAAGGAAGCAGCUGCCAAGACAAGACUGCAGCCGGCUCCAUUGUUUCAAACACCGGACCUGAAGGCGAUCCUGUUUCUCAGCAAAAUUAUCGCUACGAGGACGGGGUUGCAAUUUACACCGACCCUAAAGAUGGAACGGAGUAUGAAUGGGACAAGUUAAAAAACUCUUGGAUGCCCAGGGUGGAUGAAGUAUUCAUUGCUCGCUAUCAGCUAAAUUAUGGAUUUACUGAGGAGUCAAAACGUUCACUGAGUGAAAUUCGUCAGGCAGAAGCUGAAGCUGCUGCUAAAAAAGAAAAGGAAAUGCAUGAGCUUAAAGAGUUAAAGGCACAAAAAAGGGCUGCUCAAGCACAAGUAAAUAUUCUGUUAACAAUUAUGUUUGUUUUGGAUUAUAUUAUAAUAACAAUUAUUAAAUUACAGGAGGAGCCAAAGUGGUUUGAUCAAGACCAAAAAACUAAUACCAAGGUCUAUGUGUCGGGCUUGCCUUGUGACAUUACUGAGCAGGAGUAUGUUGAUUUCAUGCAGAAAUGUGGUAUCAUCACCAAAGACAUUGAUACCGGCAAGUUAAAGAUCAAACUCUAUUCAGAUGAUGAAGGGAAUUUGAAGGGAGAUGGCUUGUGCACUUAUAUCAAGGUGGAGUCUGUCGACCUUGCUUGUAAGCUGCUGGACGGCUCCGACCUCAGGGGUCACAAGGUGCGAGUGGAGCCAGCCAAAUUCCAGAUGAAAGGAUCCUUCAAUCCUGGACUCAAGCCGAAAAAGCGCAAGAAGAAGGACAAGGAGAAACUUAAGAAAAUGCAGGACAAACUGCUUGCUUGGCGCCCUGAUAAACUGCGAGGAGAGCGCGAGCGUCACGAAAGGGUUGUGGUAGUGAAAAACUUGUUUGAGCCAAGCAUAUUCGAUAAGGAAGUGGCGCUCAUCCUAGAGUACCAAGAGGAUCUCCGAGAGGAGUGCAAAAAGUGCGGCGACGUGCGAAAAGUCAUUAUUUACGAUAGGCAUCCUGAAGGCGUCGCGCAGAUAUUCUUCAGAGAAGCUGAGGAGGCUGAUCAGUGUGUGCAGCUUUUAAACAACCGAUGGUUCGGCCAAAGAAAAAUUACUGCCGAAAAUUGGGAUGGCAAAAGCCGAUACAGGGUGGGAGAAACGGAUGCUGAAGUGCAGCAACGAUUGCAGAACUGGGACAAAUUUCUGGAAUCUGCAGAAGGAGAGAGGAAGCAGGGUGAGAGCGCUAGCGAAGCUGUCGCUGAGCAGCCAAGCAUCGAAAAGGGUACAGCAGCAGAUGACAGUGAUGCCGACAGUGGUGCGGACACAGAAGGAGAGGAAAUGGCUUAAAUUUGAAAUCAACUCUGCAUUCCCGUUUUUACUUUUAUUUUAAAAAUAUCUACAAUAAUUUGGAAUAUAGUUGAGCAAAAAAUAUCGUGCAUGUCAUGGAACAUUCUAUAGCUGAAGUGUAGUCUUUGCUCUCAUUGAAUCACUUCAUGUAUUCAAAAUUUUCAUGGUACAAAGAAGCCUUUUCCCUGACUUGGACCAUCCAGUUUGGCUCCGCCUUCUCAGCAACGCUGAGCCCCUUUCGAGUUAUAGUGUUGUAUAGUGACCUAAAUCCCGGAGUGUAAAUGGCGAUUGUAAGAAAAAAUUUUGAAACCGAAAACAAAA